This is a messenger RNA of Laetiporus sulphureus 93-53, 375 nucleotides long. RefSeq lists its product as uncharacterized. The coding region runs from base 1 to 375 and encodes 124 amino acids. The transcript has a single exon. The record is from RefSeq and is a predicted model, not a curated record. Lineage: Eukaryota; Fungi; Basidiomycota; Agaricomycetes; Polyporales; Laetiporaceae.
AUGAACGUAGAGAUUCCCUCCCACGCUGCUCUGAAUAAGCAACUGUUCCAGUUGCGCCAGCACCUAGAACAUCUACCUGAGGAUAUUCCCAUUGGCAAUUGCUAUGACUUCAAGGGUUAUGCACCGAGCGAAGAUGCGAUCACUGACUAUGGAUCAGCAGCUGCGGCAUUCAACCACGAUCUCGAGGUCAUUUUUGCACCAAAAGGGCGUACCGAAUACCCCAUUAUAUUUCACCAGCGAGGAGAAGGAUUGACGGCUGUGGUGAAUGCACUGCGAAAGCAUAUUUUCUCAGAUCCUAUGAAUGCAGUCUUACGGAAGUGGGUGGCAGACCUUCUGGAUGCAGCACGAGCUCAUUGUUGUGUGAGUGAAUUCUAA